UCAAACCAUGUAUUUUAGUCAUUGGAAAUCCGAGAUCAUGAUUAUAUAGCAUAUUAUACUAUGGAUUCAUUUUUGUUUCAAUUAAAGCUAAUUGCCAAACAAUUGUCGUUAAAUAAAAUCAAAUUAUGUCGAAUUAUCUUUCGUUAUUUUCGAUGAUCUUAAUUUUCCAAGGACAAUGCUUUUACGGCAUUCACGGAGAAGAUCAACCAAUUACUAAUAUCACUGGCAUGUGGUAUGCAGUUAUGGCGUCUCCCUGUUCCGACGGCAAAGACUGUAAUAUUUUCUCGAAUAACCAAAAGCCAUGCAAUUGUAUAUCAGCAAACUUUAUUGCUCUCCAGAAUGCUGGCUGGCAAAUAUACAUAAGUGCGCUCAACAACGACACUUCUCAAUUAACUGUCGAUAUGGGAGGCGCGUCGUUCACGCCGCCUGGAUGUACAACAGAAAUACAAGGUUUCAUUUACAGCCGAGCUACAAUGGCAUCGAGCGUAUUAUCAAAAUCAAGUUGCGGACUUUCUGAAAACGUUCAUGGAAAUACAUUUUUUUUGACGUUCAAAAUGACCAUUAUCGCUUCUAAUCUCGAAUAUUUUUAUAUGAUCACCUCAUUUACCACAAAUACAAAUCCGAACACUCAAACAGUUAUAUGGUGCCGUAAGAAAACUCCUGGCAAAAAAACUAUUUGGACCCAAAUAGAUCAGCACAUGAAAAGACUUAAUUUGGAUAUCCAUAAAUUAAGUUUCAUUAAUCAAAUAGGUUGCACAUAUCCAACGCAAAAUCAAUGCAACGAAAUAUUUUUCUGUUAAUAAUCAAAACUGCUAUACCAUACUGUAAGUUAAUUAUGUAGCAGUAAAACACAAUGUAUAAUAUAUUAUAUGUAUUAUUGUAUUAAACAACUAAAAUUAUUAAACAUCAAA
Molecule: messenger RNA, 911 nt
Organism: Rhopalosiphum maidis (corn leaf aphid)
Lineage: Eukaryota; Metazoa; Arthropoda; Insecta; Hemiptera; Aphididae
Exons: 7
Coding region: 126-800 (224 amino acids)
Source: RefSeq, a predicted model, not a curated record